Molecule: messenger RNA, 4032 nt
Organism: Pseudomassariella vexata
Lineage: Eukaryota; Fungi; Ascomycota; Sordariomycetes; Amphisphaeriales; Pseudomassariaceae
Product: thermotolerance protein
Exons: 5
Coding region: 1-4032 (1343 amino acids)
Biological process (GO): mRNA splicing, via spliceosome
Cellular component (GO): nucleus; U2 snRNP
Molecular function (GO): protein binding; U2 snRNA binding
Source: RefSeq, a predicted model, not a curated record
AUGGCACUCCAACAAAAUGUUUACGAGAAUGGCGGAUGGGUCACUCGAACACUUACUCCUCAGGAACUGUUCCGUGAGGCAAGAAAACCCAAGGAAAAGCAAAGGAAACAGCCGUUGACGCCGCGAUCCUAUGGCAUACUCAACAAGACCGUCAUCGAUAGCCCUGUGAUUCGCUGGGUCUUGCCAGUGCAAAUCCGGUCCCCCCGUAACAACGAUGUUGCCUUCAUAGGGGACUCAUUUGUUCAAAUAUGCGAACUGGGAGGGGACUACCAGCUCAAAGAGGUUAUUCGAAAGCAAGACUUUGGCUCGCGGAUUCGAAAUGCUCGAGUCAUUGGGUUAUCUCGCGAUUAUCCGGGGGGGCACGACAGUACCGACAAGCUGAAGGUCAAAUCCAAGCGGGAUCUGGAUGAUGACAUUGACAUGUCCGACUCCUCAAUAACUCAUGAUCAGUUUCCUCCACAGCUUCUGGCCCUUGUCCUAGAGCAUGGCGACUUGGUGUUCCUUUACGUUACGGAGGGGCCCACUGGCGAGUUGGAAUUCAGGUCUGCAAAACAAGAGAUCGAAGUUGCGCGCAUCAGACUUCCCGGUUUCCAUAUGGUAGUCGACCCAAAUUCACGAUACUUGACGUUGGCUUGUUCAGAGAAACUGUUUCUCGUAUAUGAGCUAGAGUCUAUGGAAACGCUCCGCGAUCUACACUCACGCGGAGAGCCCUUCAAGCCAGUAAAGUCCUGGAAAGCCCGAGCAGUCAGAGGCACUAUCUAUAGGAUCGAGUAUCUCUAUCCUAAUCCAGACAAUGAACGCCACAUCAUCCUCAUGCUCAUCAUCAUUCAAAAAGGGGUCUCGCGACUGGCAACAUACGAAUGGGAGCUUGGCGACCAAUUGAAAGACGCAUUUAAAGAAGAGAAGCAUGGUCAUCGCCUCGAUGUACAAUGGAGUAUGCCGCUGUUGGUGAUUCCACUGACCAUUCAAAAUGGCUUCUUUCUGGUCACAGAGAGUCAGAUGGGCUGCUGCCUCGAUAUUCUCCAUGGACAGAUAAAGAUUGAAGCGAUAAACAUCGGAGAACAGCCCGAACCCACCGAGCAGCACCGAGGCAAGCACACUCCACUAUGGACUGCAUGGUCAAGACCUUGGAGGAUAGCUGCAUACUAUCGCGAGAAAGAUGUCAUAUACUUGGCUCGAGAGGACGGCAUUAUCAAAUUUCUAGAAUAUGACGAUUCGGGUUUGGAUACAGAUCUCGGGAUGGGCUCCGUAGACUGUAAUCUCGACACAGCUUUUGCUUGUCUUUAUCACGCAUAUGGGGACGUAUUGAUCACCGGCGGUGACUCGGGACCUGGCGCGAUUUGGAAUAUUGAAGCGAGGGAAGUCCCAAAGCGGAUUGGAACGAUACCGAAUUGGUCCCCAACGGUUGAAUUCGUAACCACGAGCACAAGAGCAAACCGGAAGUCCUCAAAGGGCAAGGAGCGAGCCGAUGCAAGAGGGGAUUUACCAUUGCAACCUGAUAGGAUUUUUGCAUGCUCUGGCUGCGGAAACGGCUCCAUAAUCGAAUUCCGAUAUGGUCUCGAGGCCAAGGUUGGCAUGGAACUUGAUAACGAGCUCCCUAUUCGUCAGUGCUGGGCAUUGCCUGCUGCAGGACCGAACUUCCAAGAGUCCUUUCAUUUACUACUCGCGCUGCCGAACACUUCUGUCAUUCUACUAGUCUCGGGUGAUCUAUCCACUGGCAGCGACUUACCUCAAGAAAUCGUGCCCUAUGAUCUGUCAUCGAGUACAUUGGCUGCCGCGGAUUUAGGAGGCGUGGUUGUCCAGGUCACAACGAGUUCUGUCACGAUCAUAUUAUCGCCGACCGAAAGCACCCGCUAUCUGUCGCAUGAGCUCAGCGCCGGCUUAUCUCCAGUAAUUACCCAUGCGGCGGUGAGAGAUGACGCCAUUGCCGUAGCACUCCAUACUGGAGCACAAUAUGGGCUCAGAACUCUCACCGUCGACAGACUCAAUAUUAGCUAUGGACUCCUGUUCGAGGUGGAGGGUGAAGUAACUUGCGUUGCUCUAGGCAAAUUCGCUGGUAACGUGACCUUGAUAGCCGGACUUUGGAAAGCUGAUGGUCCUACGCUGGCGUUCUACCCCCGGGGUGAUUUGCAAGAAACCUCACCGCUUCCACCAGUAAUUUUGGAUCUAUCAAAGGAACCUGCUAACGAGACCAGCGAGUCCACGGCAUUUCUCGAAGCUAUAACGAGCAUCGUCAUCAUUGACGAACAGCCUGGAGAGAUAUCCCUCGUCGUUGGUACGAGAACUGGCUAUGUCCUCACAUUAGUUGUUGAUGCUACGGCGCCUCAUGAUUACCGAGCUCACUGCGAUAGACUAGGCCCAUCUGCGGCCGACGUCUUUCCACUUAGUACAGGCUUUGGGACUGGCUCGGUUCUCGUGUGCUGCAACUCAACAGUGGCGGCGAUGACGGGCUUCUCAGCACGUCGACAGUACCGCUUCGAGGAAAUUUUUCGUGUUUGGGCCACUGAUGACGACACCUCACAGAUGCCCGCACCAGCCUUUCACUCUGUUGCCCCAAUGCACUGCAAUUUGGAGAAUAAUGGUAAUAGUUCCCUCUUGAUGAUAGCCGGGACGACCAUCUACGUUGCUGAAUUGCAACCCAAACCGAAACAAGUCCCACGCUACAUGAAUGUACAAGGGACUCCAACAAAAAUCAUGUACUCUCGUACACUUGAGGCUCUUGUUAUCAUCCUAGUCUCCAAAGAUAUGCGGCCAUCCUUACACUUCCUGGACCCUGACACUGGACUGGAUUUGUCUUAUCCUACCAACAAAGGACAAGAAGUCGAGUAUAUUACCGGUCUGGGCGAAGUGGAUACAAAGGUACUGUCACUGAUGAAUUGGAGAUACCAAAAAGGCGGUAACACUUGGGAGUAUAUCGUCAUCUCCACUGUAAACGAGAAAAAAGAGAGCAACUUGCUCGUUAUCACAGCCGAGAGGGGUGAUCCGGUGGGUAACCCGGAUGGUCCACCUACAGUCCGUUUCUUCACCAAGUGGAAAAGACGCCACGAUGAACCAAUUUGGUCCAUUGCAACCGAAGCACAAGGUUUGUUCCUUUGCUCGGGGAACACAAUACUCUACGAGACGCUUGAUGAAGAAAGAAAACUGAGAAAAGCGAAGGAGCAUGAGCUUUCCUCUCCGGCAGCAUGGAUGGAAGUCGUGGAUGGUCGGCUCUAUGUGGCCACCGCGAGGCAUUCACUCGAGAUUCUUGACUACAAGACCAGUUCAGCAGAUGACUCGAUGGCUCGACUUUACACAGAUACCGAGACAAAAGAAAGUUUGCAUUUCAUUGAGAUUGGCAACUUCGCCAACAGGGAUGAUUACCAGUCGGUCACUCUGUUGUCUGAUUUGGCUUGCGGUGUCUAUGGAAUGUGGGCAGUACCGCACGAUGGGAGAUUCUUUCUCAUAUUCCAAGCUGAGCUCCAGGUUUCGAUUAAACGGUUUACACGCGGGCACACAAGGCCACCAUGGGAUCUUUUUGGUCGAAGAUUGCAAUAUGGAGCCAUGAAAAGCAGCGCGGACAGAUCGGAAAUCAUCGGAAUUGGCAUCGAGGGCUCCCUGCAUCAUUUUACCCUGCUUGAUUUGGAUGCCUGGAGACUUCUCAGAUUCAUCCAGAACAUAGCACUCGUGUCAACCUCGAUAUGCCCGUUCAAACCGACUUACAGGACUCCUACCGACAAAUACGUGUUGGGCAGGGAAGAAGACGAAGACGAAGACGACGACGACGACGAAGAAGAAGAAGAAGAAGAAGAAUGGAAUCCCGAGCCCCAGAUGCUGCCCAGACUCAACAUGCAUGUCGACGGAGACAUUCUUCAGCGAUGUCUGAGUCAGCAUGCCCUCGAAGAACUCAUAUCCCAACCAGAACUCAUCACACGAUUCCGACAACUUCUUGAGGCCCUCGAUGGGGGGCUAUACACACAGUCUCUCCAAGACUUGAGCGGUUAUUUUGAGCUCUGCUAUGAUGUACUGAAAUACUACCUUGCACCGGUCCUCUAA